Molecule: messenger RNA, 1097 nt
Organism: Boleophthalmus pectinirostris (great blue-spotted mudskipper)
Lineage: Eukaryota; Metazoa; Chordata; Actinopteri; Gobiiformes; Gobiidae
Exons: 11
Coding region: 18-1028 (336 amino acids)
Biological process (GO): cellular response to lipopolysaccharide; immune response; positive regulation of T cell proliferation
Cellular component (GO): external side of plasma membrane
Source: RefSeq, a predicted model, not a curated record
UUCACAUACUGAGCAACAUGCAGAAGAGCAGGUUUGCUAUCCUCUUAACCUUGUGCUUCACAUGUGCAUCAGCCACUGAUGAUGUUCAGAUUGAGAAGAGCUGCAUGUUGAAGAAUCAAAGCUGUGAGACCCACCACCUCAGCACUGAGUUGGGCACCUCUGUGCUUUUGCCUUGUAAUUUCACCAAACAUGCCCAAAACAUCGUCUCCUGGAUCCACUCGCCGGCUGUAACCGUGGUAACCAUCACUUCAACAGGACAAGUAAACUUCUCUGACCCCAGAUUUGGCAGAAUACACGUAUUUCCAAAUCAGGGCUCACAGGGAAACUACUCCAUUUCCAUCAUCAAUGUCAAUCACAGUGACCUGGGCUGUUACCAGUGCCUGAACCAAGAAAGAUGUGUUCAAGUGGGGUUGGCUCUCAAAACAGAGGCCGACACCUGGCUGUUUCCAUUUUACAUUUAUAUAGUUUGUGGUUUGGCUAUCUUCAUUGUUCUGGGUGUGGGAUGCUUCCUCUGUGUCCGCUUUUUAGGAAAUAAAGAUACUGAGGAGAAUCACAGUGUAACUGCCCAUCAUGCCAAUGAUGAGUUUCUCAUUUUAGAUCUAAGCCAUCCAACCCAGGAGAGUGGGAGAGUGCCAGGGGACGGACAGCCCCAGGACACGCCUCAGCCCAGAUCUCCUGCAUACGUAAAUAACACCGUGUAUGAAAAUGAUGAUAUUGAAGAGGAACCAGAUUAUCUAAAUCAAAUACCAGAACGCAGUCAAAUGGACAGAAAUGAAGCCAGCCAACGUGGCCAUUUUAAUUUUGUGAGAAUGGAGAGUCAAAGAAACAAGCAAAGAUUUCAUACAGAACUAAUAAACCGAUUACGACAGGCAAGUAUCCGCAAACAUUAUUACGUCAAUCAAGAUGAACUUCACAAGCAGCGGGAUACUGGACCAACUAAAGGUGCCCAAAAGAAGAAAGACAAAUCACAUCGUCAGUUUCCAAAUCCAAUAUAUAACAGGAGUGCGGAAGAUCUUGACCAAAUGUAGACCCAACUGAAUUAACAGUUUUUUCUUUUAAAUAAAAAAAGGACUUUGUCAAUGAAUCUAUAAAAUCUU